Messenger RNA from Phycodurus eques (leafy seadragon), 3851 nucleotides. RefSeq names its product transmembrane and coiled-coil domain family 2 (gene tmcc2). Gene Ontology annotation, biological process: amyloid precursor protein metabolic process. The record is from RefSeq and is a predicted model, not a curated record. The transcript has 5 exons. Bases 361 to 1833 code for a protein of 490 amino acids. NCBI's taxonomy places the organism in Eukaryota, Metazoa, Chordata, Actinopteri, Syngnathiformes, Syngnathidae. Gene Ontology annotation, cellular component: endomembrane system.
AUCUGCUCCUUUGCUCCCACCUCCAUUAUAGGGCAGGACAGGCGCAGCAUUUGCACCGAGAGAGGCGAUGGGAGGGGAGGAGAAGGGAAAGGGGAGAGAGCGAGUGAGAGAGAGAGAACUAGAUCAGAACGGUUGAGCGAGAGAGAGGAGGCGAGGAGGCUGCAGAUGUCGACGGCGUCAACAAUGGAGCCGCAUAGGACGAGCUGAGGUGAUCGUCUGCCAGGCGUCGGCUGAGGGUGAAGAUCCUCCAGGUUGAGCAGGGUGGGUGGGGGGGCUCAGGGUGAGGAGGAGGCGGAGGAGGAGGGGGGCAGCAGGAGAAUGGGCCUGGAACGCGAACGGCACAAAUUGGAUUAAAGCAGUAUGCUGGACAAGAGCGAGGUGACAACUCUCAGCCUCCCCUCCACUGCCAGCCAUGGAGGCUCUGACAGCAACAUCAGCGCAGACGGCGCGGCGGGGUCAGCGUCCGGCGGUGUGGCGUUCGGCGCCGAGGGUGGCGCGGGCGGGGCAGGGUGCGGCGAGCCCCAGCGGACGCGGGCCGCUCUGGAGCACCUCCAGCAGAAGAUCCUGAAGGUGACCGAGCAGAUCCGGGUGGAGCAGGAGGCCCGCGACGACAACGUGGCCGAGUACCUGAAGUUGGCCCACAACGCCGACAAGCAGCAGGCCUCCAGGAUCAAGCAGGUGUUUGAGAAGAAGAACCAAAAGUCUGCACAGACCAUCGCACACCUGCACAAGAAGCUCGAGCACUAUCACAAGAAGCUAAAGGAGAUCGAGCAGAACGGACCGGCCCGGCAGCCCAAGGACGUCCUGCGGGACAUGCAGCAAGGACUGAAGGACGUGGGGGCCAACGUCCGUGCGGGGAUCAGCGGUUUCGGCGGUGGCGUAGUGGAAGGGGUCAAAGGUGGAGUAUCGGCCCUCACUCACACCGCCGUGGUCUCCAAGCCCAGAGAGUUUGCCAGCCUCAUCAGGAACAAGUUCGGCAGCGCGGACAAUAUCGCCCACUUCAAGGACACGCUGGAGGACGGAGUCGGGGGCCACUCCGACGACACCCCUACCCCCCGCGCCCUCAGCGGAAGCGCCACUCUGGUGUCCAGCCCGAAGUACGGCAGCGACGACGAGUGCUCCAGCGCAACGUCCGGCUCGGCCCCGGGCAGCAACUCGGGUGGGGCGGGGGGAGGAGGUGGAGGGGCCAUGUUAGGGCCCGCGAUGGGGAGUCCCAGACUGGACGGGCAUCACCACCACCACCAUCACGUGCACAGCUCGUGGGACUCUCUGCUGGAGGGCUUGCAGGAAAUGAAAGCCGGCCAGGCGCACAUGGAGGACACCAUCGAGGACAUGAAGGGCCAACUGCAGAGCGACUACUCCUACAUGACACAGUGCCUGCAAGAGGAGAGAUACAGGUACGAACGACUGGAAGAGCAGCUGAGUGACCUGACGGAGCUUCAUCAGAACGAAAUGAGCAAUCUCAAACAGGAACUGGCCAGCAUGGAGGAGAAAGUGGCCUACCAGUCCUACGAGAGAGCAAGAGACAUUCAGGAGGCGGUGGAGUCGUGCCUGACGCGCAUCACCAAGCUGGAGCUGCAGCAGCAGCAGCAGCAGGUGGUCCAGCUGGAGGGCGUGGAGAACGCCAACGCCCGCGCGCUGCUGGGCAAGCUCAUCAACGUCAUCCUGGCGCUCAUGGCCGUGCUGCUGGUGUUCGUGUCCACGCUGGCUAACUUCAUCACGCCGCUGAUGAAGACGCGGGCGCGGGUGGGCGCCACCGUCCUGCUCACCGUGAUGCUCUUUGUUUUGUGGAAGCACUGGGACUUUGUGGAGCUUUGGCUUCUGCCCAGCUGAGCUGCCCCAGAGAGGAAGCAGAGCAGAGAGUUCACUCGGUCGUGCCCUCCUCAAAUGUACCCUUUGGACACCUUUGUGGUAUUUUCUUCUGCUUCUUUUGAAGAAAGAAAAACUAAAAUCUCCCAAACAACUUCAGACUUGUACCAACUACCAAACAAGGAAUCAUUUUAGGGGAUAUUUGCUGCCUACUGUCCAUUUCCUUUCUUUUUUUUCCCCACAGCAUUUACUAUAAAUGAGUAAAUGAGUGUAACUCCAUUUCUUUGUGUCAUUUUUCAGUUAAGUGCAUAAAUUAAGAGAAAAGUCAUAUCAUUGAGAUUAAUACUGGUGUAAAUCAAGAUGUAGUUCAUAUUUCGACUUAUAGGGGCCAGCCCAUUAUUGCAAUCAGCACUUUUUUUUAAUGCUCUGCCUCCAGUGCAUCUGCAUGUUAGUAUAAGUGAAUGUUAUUCUUCAUCUAUUAUUAAAUACUGAUAGAUUUGACAGAUGAUUGGUUUUAGACCACUAUUGCACUAAACUUUUAUUGGCAGCAAUCAUUGUCCUGCAAAUUGACAAAAACUGAGCGAGCCCACUCUAGUUCUCAGUGGCUAAAAUAGUAUUUGACACGGCCUGCUGUGAUGUUUGUAAACAAAGGCAAGGGGUUGGGGGGACGGAGUGAAAAGUUUGGGUGUGGAAAAAGUGGAAGGGUUGCUGUACCCAUGACAAUAUAAAGAAAUAAAUAGCAGGCCGUUUUACCACAAAACCUUCAGGGAUCUCCUAGAAAGCUGAAAAAUGUAAUAAUAAAGUCGGGAAAAGCCUGAAAAACCGCAAAGUAGGAUUGUACAGGCAAGUACAAAGCCUGAGUCAACUCAUCUCUUUGUUCGGCAUGCAGGGAAACCUUCUCUCGGCCGCAUCAACAUGAAACCGCAUCUGUACUCCCUCUCGCCCAGACAUUGCCACAAAGGUGUCCAGAAUGCAUCAAUAGAGCAUCAAAGAGAUGUCAUGACAAAAAAAGCAUAUUUCAUUGCCACGCACAAGCUGUAACAGCUAAAACGGUCGCCAAAUCUGAACAAAACAAGCAAAAUGUACCAAAAAUGCCAGAGGAGGGCACAAAGGUGUAAGGCCUGCAACACAACGGGAGCUGCUCUUCUUUCCUCGGGACCGACUCGACGAAACACACACAAAGACGAACAAAAUAACAUUUUUGCCGAGCAUCGACAUCUCCGACCUGCUCUUUUGGUGUGGAUGAACAAUCAUCGAUUUACACUGCUGUCACCAAAAACAUCCUUUUUCUCCCCUCCCGAAGCUUCUUUUUGGAUGUUACUACUACAGUACAACGAAUUAGCAGGACAGGACUCAUGAAGGCUGACCUUCACGUUGAAGGAAAUGGAGGAUUUUUUGUUUUGUUUUUCUUUCUCAUGAAUGUUUCUGUGCUCAUCAUGCAUGUCCUCAUGUGUGCACUGGCACCUGUUGACGUUUCAAUUGAUGGCAAUAUGGAUUUUGCUCGAUGCUCACUAGACACUUCAUUAGGUGCACCUGCACACACAAUCAAAUGCAAUCCAACACAAGAUGGAAAAUCUUACCAAUCCUGCUGUUUUCGCAAUGUCAAAGAAAUUGAAAUGACAUCUUCUAUAUUUUAUUUCAUUGAAUUCACCCAUCAGGCGAGAGUGCACACAUACAGCAUGUGGUGUUAUUUUCAUUAUUAUUAUUUUUUUAGUUUUAAGGGUAUAUGUUUUUGUAACUUGAGAGCGCAGCGUUUACCUAAUGAAAUGUCCAUUUGUCAAAUCACUGUCACUCCCAGUUUGCUGCCGUGUUGCAGGGAGGAUUUGUGGACGCAUUUCUGGCUGUAUUCCCUCCGCUGCCGUUGAACAAAACAUUUAGCAGCUAAAAUGUUUCAUCAUCCUGUAAACUAGUUUCCCUCCAUAGCUGAGAUUUCAUGACCACUGUCGUAGAUCUGCUUUCGCCCACUGUGUCAAAUGAACUGGCAUGUCAAUUUGUGUCACUGUUUAUAUCCAGUUUGCAAAAAAAAAAAUAACAAAAUAAAA